AUGGUUCGAAUCAUUCCCAACCGUCUGAAACCGUCUGGAACGUCCACGGCCAACUCGGCAGCGAACAGCCGUAGCGCGAGCCCGUUACGGAGCAAGACCGAACCGACAGGCACUGAGGGACCCCUGGACACGGGGCUCGCCCUCAGUGUCGCGAUAUUAAAGGCCCAAGAUCUUGCUGCGAAGGAUCGUGGCGGCACUUCUGACCCGUAUCUGGUCCUCACUCUUGGUGAUGCGAAGCAUGUGACCCAUUCAGUACCAAAAACAUUGAAUCCAGAAUGGAACGAAACAUGUCGCCUGCCAAUCAACGGGAUUCCAAGUCUGAUUCUCGAUGUCUGUUGCUGGGAUAAGGACCGCUUUGGCAAAGACUACCUCGGGGAGUUCGAUCUCGCCCUUGAAGAGAUUUUUGUCAAUGAGAAAACGGAACAGGAGCCCCGUUGGUUUCCUCUUAAGAGCAAGCGCCCGGGCAAGAAGACGAGCGUUGUCUCUGGCCAGGUCCUUCUUCAAUUCACCCUCCUGGAUGCUUCUGAAAGGGGCCUCACCGACCGGCAGGUGAUAGAGACGUUUAACAAGUUCGUGAAGACUGCAUCCGAAGCUGAGCUUUCGCUGCCGCGCUCUGCUUCAAUGAACGCACUUUCUGCAUCGUCAAGGUCUUCUUUCAAGGCGGGCGCAGCCCCGGCAGCUCUGGCACCACCGUUGAGCCGACGGCCGACGGACAAUUACGAAGACGAGGACGAAGAUGCGUAUGACGACGAGAUUCCGGCCGAGGACGAGGAUUUGAGCAAGCCCGAGGCGGCCGAGAAGAGAAAACGGCGUCUGCGCAUCAAGGGCCUGAAGCGAAAGCGCCGGGACAAUCCCUAUGAGUUUACCAAUCUGGCUGGCGAUGUAGUCGGAAUUGUCUUUGUGGAAAUCAAAAACAUCACGGACUUGCCCCCAGAGUCCAACUUCACAAAGACGAGCUUUGACAUGGACCCGUUCGUGGUGGCCUCCCUGGGGAGAAAGACGUUCCGGACGAAGAAAAUGCACCAUAAUCUCAACCCUGUCUUCAAUGAGAAGAUGAUCUUCCAGGUCCAGGGUCAUGAGCAGUCGUAUUCUUUCGCGUUUACAGUCAUCGACCACGACAAAUACUCGGGCAAUGACUUUAUCGCUUCUGCAUCGCUUCCUAUCAAACAGUUCAUUGAUAAGGCUCCCAAAGCGGACCCCGAGACUGGGCUGUAUGAAUUGGGGGAUCUUCCAGAGUACGUCCCUGUUUUCCAGCGGAAUCGUUUUAAGCGUCUUGGAUUAUCACGCUCAUCGUCGGCUCAUAGCCUUGCCAGGCCCGGCCGAAGAACCCCAACCAAGACAGGAGCCGGUUCGAUCCUGCCGGCGACUGGCUCAACAAGCACAAGCACAAGCGCAAGCAGAGUAGAGCUUGACAGCCCAGUGCCAGCCGCAGCCAGUGCCGGAGAGGUGCCUGUGUUGUUAAACGAGGCGGGCGCGGCGUUGGCAGCUGUUGCCUCCAACGACCGCUUUCUAUCGGCAACGCCGUCUGCCGGCUCUGCUCCAGUGGAGGCUGCUGGCAGUAUCGGGACGCCUGGCGUCAGUCCGACGGCCACGACAGGGGAGUCUCCUCUAGAUGACGAGCAGGAGUUUACGACGGUCACUUUCCCGUUGAAGAUGAAGAACCUGGAAAAGUGGGAGGACAAGCACAAUCCGAUGCUCACAAUACGGGCCAAAUACAUGCCGUAUGCUGCCCUUCGCCAACAGUUCUGGCGAGCCAUGCUGAAGCAAUACGACGCGGACGAGAGUGGCCGUAUCAGCAAGGUGGAGCUAAUGACGAUGCUGGAUACGCUUGGCUCGACCCUGCGAGAGUCCACUAUCGACAGCUUUUUCCAGCGGUUCGCCAGCAAGACGUCUGGUGCCGGUGGCGUUGACGAUGAGUUCUGCGACCUGACAGUGGACGAGGUUGUCAUCUGCCUGGAAGAACAGCUCGAUGCGAAAUCGAAGCCUCAAGCGGCAGGUCCGCUCGGUUCAGGAGAAAGGACUUCGGGCCUUUUGUCGGUGCCCUCCAAGCUGAAGCUGGCCGUGGAUGAUGCCGCCGUGUCGCCUUUCGCAUCACGAUCUGCACCGCCUUCCGAAACGUCAGAGACUCCGGAGACACCCGCUCUCGGAGACGAAGCAGACCUGAUUGGCCGGGACGACUUGAGUGAUCGUGGCGAAGAGCACGUGGUCGAGAUCCGCGAAUGCCCCAUCUGUCACCAGCCGCGGCUGAACAAGCGGAAGGACACGGACAUUGUGACGCACAUUGCAACGUGUGCCAGCCAAGACUGGCGCCAGGUCAACAACCUGGUCAUGGGCGGGUUUGUCACGGCCAGCCAGGCGCAGAGGAAGUGGUAUUCCAAAAUCAUAACAAAGAUAUCGUACGGUGGCUACCGCAUCGGUGCCAACUCGGCCAACAUUUUGGUCCAAGAUCGAAUUACCGGGCAGAUCAACGAGGAGAAGAUGGGCGUCUACGUCCGUCUUGGAAUCCGACUUCUGUACAAGGGACUGCGAUCCAACAACAUGGAGAACAAGAGAAUUCGGAAAAUGCUCAAAGGCCUCAGCGUCAAGCAGGGAAGAAAGUACGACGACUCGGCAUCAAAGGCAGAGAUUCAAAAAUUUAUCGAUUUCCAUCAGCUUGACAUGUCGGAAGUGCUGUUGCCGGUGGAAGAGUUCAAGAAUUUCAACGAGUUCUUCUACCGGGCAUUGAAGCCUGGAGCACGGCCUUCAUCGGCACCCAACAACCCGAAGAUCAUCGUGUCGCCGGCAGACUGCAGAUCUGUGGUGUUCAAUCGCAUCAGCGCAGCCACCAGAAUUUGGAUCAAGGGCCGCGAGUUUUCGGUCCGACGUCUUCUGGGAGCCAGCGCAUCCGACGACGUGAGCCGGUACGAAAACGGAUCGCUUGGCAUCUUCCGCCUGGCACCACAAGACUAUCACCGGUUCCAUAUUCCGGUCGACGGCGUGCUCGGCCAGCAGAAGAAAAUUGCCGGGGAAUACUACACGGUCAACCCGAUGGCCAUCCGGUCGGCACUCGACGUGUAUGGCGAGAACGUGCGGGUGAUUGUACCGAUUGAGAGCGACAUCUUUGGCCGGGUCAUGGUGGUAUGCGUGGGUGCCAUGAUGGUGGGCAGCACGGUCAUCACGCGACAGGAGGGAGAGCGUGUCGAGCGAGCAGAGGAGCUGGGCUACUUCAAGUUUGGCGGUAGCACGAUUGUGCUUCUGUUCGAGGAGGGCCGGAUGAAGUUUGACGACGAUCUCGUGGAGAACUCGAACGGUGCACUCGAGACACUGGUUCGCGCGGGAAUGUCUGUCGGCCACUCACCCAGUGAGCCACACUGGAAGGCAGACAUGCCCAAAGCAGAGACGGAGGUCACGGAGCAGGAGAAGCAGGAAGCCAAGCGACGCAUACAAGGAAGCUCCUCGGCCGAGGACACGCCAGAAGAUAGCGGCGGCGACGAGAUCCUGGCUGCCGUCGAAUAG
Messenger RNA from Grosmannia clavigera kw1407, 3495 nucleotides. RefSeq names its product phosphatidylserine decarboxylase. NCBI's taxonomy places the organism in Eukaryota, Fungi, Ascomycota, Sordariomycetes, Ophiostomatales, Ophiostomataceae. Gene Ontology annotation, biological process: phospholipid biosynthetic process. The transcript is spliced from 5 exons. Gene Ontology annotation, molecular function: phosphatidylserine decarboxylase activity; calcium ion binding. The coding region runs from base 1 to 3495 and encodes 1164 amino acids. The record is from RefSeq and is a predicted model, not a curated record.